This is a messenger RNA of Pseudopipra pipra, 5728 nucleotides long. It is a transcript of the gene TLL2, whose product is annotated as tolloid like 2. Gene Ontology annotation, biological process: proteolysis. The coding region runs from base 143 to 3181 and encodes 1012 amino acids. The record is from RefSeq and is a predicted model, not a curated record. The transcript is spliced from 21 exons. Gene Ontology annotation, molecular function: calcium ion binding; zinc ion binding; metalloendopeptidase activity. Lineage: Eukaryota; Metazoa; Chordata; Aves; Passeriformes; Pipridae.
GCGCGUUGAGUGACAGCGGCGGCGCCCCCCGCGGCCCCGGUGGCGGCGCGGCCGCUCCCGCCGCGCAGUGCCCGCACCCCGGGCAGCCGCGCCGCCCGCCCGCCCCGCCCCGCUCCGCUCCGCUCCGCAGCGCUCCGCCGACAUGGGCCGCGGGGCCGCCCCGCUCCGCCGCCUGCUGCUGUCCCUGCUCAUCCUACCUGCCGCGGGGACAGCCGGACCGGGAGCCUCCUUAACGCUGGGGGAGCCGGAGACGGCAGAAGAGCUGAUGGAGUACCGCGAUCCUUGCAAAGCCGCUGCCUUUUGGGGAGAUAUCGCUUUAGAUGAAGAUGAUCUGAAGCUGUUUCAAAUAGACAGAACUGUUGACUUAACAAAGCACUCAGAUGGCAAUGCAAGACACACUUCAGGAGGCCUGGGAGAACAGUCUCUUGUGUCAAGUGAGAAUGCCACUUCAACUGAUCCUAGUAACAAAGCAGUUAAAAAGGACAGCAAGCAGAACACAACGCUUGCAAGGAUACCGAAGAGGAAGGAAUAUGAAGAUGAGUCUGGGAUGGAUACACACUCCUCUCCCAGAGUGCGCAGGGCAACCACAUCCAGGGCUGAGAGAAUCUGGCCAGGCGGGGUCAUCCCUUAUGUGAUCGGGGGAAAUUUCACUGGAACCCAAAGAGCUAUCUUUAAGCAAGCAAUGAGGCACUGGGAGAAGCACACUUGUGUGACAUUUGUGGAGAGAACUGACGAAGAGAGCUUCAUCGUGUUCACGUACAGAACAUGUGGAUGUUGCUCAUACGUGGGUCGACGAGGAGGGGGCCCUCAGGCUAUAUCCAUUGGAAAGAACUGUGACAAGUUUGGCAUUGUGGCUCAUGAACUGGGUCAUGUGGUAGGUUUCUGGCAUGAACACACACGGCCUGACAGGGACCAGCAUGUCACGAUCAUCAGAGAGAACAUACAGCAAGGUCAAGAGUACAACUUUUUAAAGAUGGAAGCUGGGGAAGUGAACUCACUAGGAGAGACCUACGACUUUGACAGCAUCAUGCACUAUGCUAGGAACACAUUCUCCAGAGGGGUUUUCCUCGACACCAUCCUCCCCCGUCGUGAUGACAAUGGGGUCCGGCCAACUAUUGGGCAGCGUAUUCGCCUGAGUCAGGGAGACAUCGCUCAGGCAAGGAAGUUGUACAAAUGCCCAGCUUGUGGAGAGACCUUGCAAGACUCAACAGGUAAUUUCUCAGCCCCUGGCUUUCCAAAUGGCUACCCCUCCUAUUCCCACUGUGUCUGGAGGAUCUCGGUGACCCCAGGGGAGAAGAUUAUGUUAAAUUUCACAUCAAUGGACUUGUUUAAAAGUCGCCUUUGCUGGUAUGAUUAUGUGGAGGUGCGAGAUGGCUACUGGAGAAAGGCUCCGUUAUUGGGUAGAUUUUGUGGUGACAAGAUUCCUGAACCAGUAAUAUCCACGGACAGCAGGCUGUGGAUCGAGUUCCGGAGCAGCAGUAACAUCCUGGGGAAAGGCUUCUUUGUGGUCUAUGAAGCUAUUUGUGGUGGAGAAAUUCACAAAGAUGCUGGACAGAUCCAAUCUCCCAAUUACCCAGAUGACUACAGACCUUCCAAAGAGUGCAUCUGGAAGAUUACAGUUUCUGAGGGUUUUCACAUUGGAAUUACAUUCCAAGCCUUUGAGAUUGAAUGGCACGAUGCAUGCUCUUAUGACUACCUGGAGAUCCGGGAUGGCCUCACUGAACACAGCCCACUGAUCGGCCACUUCUGUGGCUAUGAGAAGCCAGAAGACAUCAAAUCCAGUUCGAACAAAGUGUGGAUGAAGUUUGCAUCUGAUGCAACCAUCAAUAAAGCAGGCUUUGCAGCAAAUUUCUUUAAAGAGAUGGAUGAAUGUUCUCUGCCGGACAAUGGUGGUUGUGAGCAGCACUGUGAGAACACACUGGGCAGUUACAAAUGUACCUGUGAGCCUGGCUAUGAGUUGACAGCUGAUAAAAAGAGCUGUGAAGCUGCCUGUGGGGGCUUCAUCACCAAGCUCAAUGGGACCAUUACUAGCCCUGGAUGGCCCAAGGAAUACCCUACUAACAAAAACUGCGUCUGGCAGGUGGUAGCUCCAGCCCAGUACCGGAUCUCUCUGCAGUUCGAAGUGUUUGAUCUGGAAGGCAAUGAUGUCUGUAAAUAUGACUAUGUUGAGGUUCGUAGUGAGCUGGCUUCUGACUCCAAGCUACAUGGCAGAUUCUGUGGCUCAGAGAAGCCCGAAGUAAUCACAUCCUAUGGCAACAACAUGAGACUGGAGUUCAAAUCAGACAACACAGUCUCCAAGAAAGGCUUUAAAGUUCACUACUUCUCUGACAAGGAUGAAUGCUCCAAAGACAAUGGUGGUUGCCAGCAUGAAUGUAUCAACACCUUUGGGAGUUAUACAUGCCAGUGCAGAAAUGGCUUCAUGCUGCAUGAAAAUGGCCAUGACUGUAAAGAAGCUGGUUGUGAGCACAAGCUGAGUGGUGCGGAGGGAAUGAUGAGCAGUCCCAACUGGCCUGACAAGUACCCCAGCCGGAAAGAGUGCACCUGGGACAUCUCUGCAACACCUGGCCACCGAGUGAAAGUGACCUUCAAUGAGUUUGAGAUUGAACAGCACCAAGAAUGUGCCUAUGACCACUUAGAAAUGUAUGAUGGACCCAACAGCAAGUCACCUGUCCUUGGCCGCUUCUGUGGCAGCAAGAAACCAGACCCUGUAGUGGCUUCUACAAACAAGAUGUUCCUCAGGUUUUACUCUGAUGCUUCUGUGCAAAGGAGAGGUUUCCAGGCAAAGCAUAGCACAGAGUGUGGUGGGCUCCUAAAGGCUGAAGUACGAACUAAGGAGCUAUAUUCCCAUGCUCAGUUUGGGGACAACAACUACCCAGGUCAAGCCAACUGUGAAUGGGUGAUUGUAGCUGAAGAUGGUUAUGGGGUGGAGCUAAUAUUCCAGAUAUUCGAGAUUGAGGAGGAGGCUGACUGUGGGUACGACUACAUGGAGAUUUAUGAUGGUUACGACAGCACUGCACCCCGUCUGGGACGCUUCUGUGGCUCAGGGCCUCUGGAAGAAAUCUACUCUGCAGGGGAUUCCAUCAUGAUUCGAUUCCAUACGGAUGACACCAUCAACAAGAAAGGCUUUCAUGCCCGAUACAUAAGUACCAAAUUUCAGGAUGCAUUGCACAUGAGAAAGUAGUUUGACUGCUCCUCACAGACAUUCCCCAUAUGAAGAUUGAGACAUUUAACUGUGAUCUUUGUCCUUUUUUUUUUAAAGGUUCUGUGCACCUGGCCAAAAGCAGUGUACAGUAUUUUCUGUAACUAAAACUAAAUCCAGUCUCAAAGGUUUGCCUCUGCAAUUAAUAGCAUGACCCUUUCUUGUUAACAUACCCAGGACCAAAAAAUUGUCUUCUAAUCAUACCUGCCAGGGCAUAAACAUUGUAUUUUGCACAACUUGCCAUGAGGCUGAGUAAGACUGAACUUGAAUUGAGAAAAGCCUUCGUCUCUUGCAUAUCUUGUUUCUAGGUGAUAAUUCCCAAGCACCCACAUGAGCUGUCUGAACAUAUUUUCUGAUGCAGGUGAUGUGGACAGAUACCCAGUAGGAUUUCUUCAAAGGACUUUUUGAGCCACCCACACUCCCCUACCAACCUAAAAUACUCUGUGCAAUAAGAGAACAACCAGAUGGCUGGACAUCCAUCACUCCUUCUGUCCCUUCUAUUUAUUGUCUUGCUUAUUGUUGAGUGGAGAGCAAGGCAGGGGACAGGGACAAUUUUUUUAGAGCUGCUAGCUACUUAGAUCCCAGUAAAUGAGACAGGCCCAGUGUCUGAUUAGUGGUAAUUGUCGUGAUGUACAUUGAAUGGAGGUACUUUGAUGUAGUGCCCAAGGGAAAGGUGGUGGCUGAUAUGGAAAUGCUGUGGUGGAAUGCAAAGCAUGACUCUGUGAUGGUGGCAAAGCUUAGUAACAGGAACACUGACAGCAUGCUCCAAUUACACCACCAGGGAAAGCAGCUCAGAGAGCUGUGGCAGCAGUCCAGGCCUUAUCUUAAAUAAGGGAUCUCUCUCCUCCUCACUCCACCCAUGCCUGCUUUCUCAGCCUCCUUUUCACUGCUUCCUUUGCUUACUACCAUUUCCCUGUGAGCCCUUCCUUUUCACAGCUGAGCUGCUCUCCCCAGGGCUGCCCACCACAAUGUAGGAGUGCUCUGCAACAUCUGCUAGCUGGAGUAUGUUACUGAAGGGAAUUCUGGGGCAGAGGGAGCCUGGGUGUCCCUGAGGCAGAGGGACACAGGCCAUGCUACGGGUCAGCUCUGGUGAGCUGUGGGAACCUGUCAAACAUAUGCAACCUGCAGGCACAGGACUAGGAACAGAAGAGCUCUUCUGGUUUCUGCUUCCUUCUCGUUCGUCGCUGGUGCAUGGCCCAGUCUCUUAAUUUCAUGGCAAGGGUGCAAGUGAGAUGGUGACUUAGAGCAUUUUGGGCUAUAAGGCUCAGACCUGCUCUUGUUUGCUCAUGGAAGCUACCACAGGCUCAAAGAAUUAAAAGGUAGCUUGACACUUCUUUGGGAAAAAAGUAGGGAAAACUGUGCUUUUGGGGAACCACCGUAAUUGAACUGUUGAUAUGGAAGUUAAAAAAAAGACUUUAUUCUGAAUGUUUCAUUAAGGCACUCAUGGGCAAUUAUGAGCUAAAAGCUGAGGUGUGUUAGCUUUAAUAAAGUAUUUAUAAUCCAAGGAUUACUAUGUUUACAUAACCAAUGUGCUGUCAGGCUCCGAGAUGACACCUCCUUUCUGGUGUACCACUGUGGAGAAGUAUGGGGCCAGCGCCACUGUCAGGCACAAACGACAUUCCUGGAGAUGAGGGCAUUUUCAGAUGGAUAAUAAAUAGACCCAGCCCUCUCCAGAAAUCCUUGAACAGGAUAUGGUCCAAGUAUUGUGAAUACUAGGAGAAGCAAAUGCAUGAAAAUAUUUUCUUGCUUAGAACAAGAAAAGUAAAGUAAUUUAUACACACACAUGGAAGAUUAUAUGUAUAUAAAAUGUGCAUGUAGAAGACCAGUAGUCAAAGCCUUAAUAAGUGUAAAGUGAACAAUACUGUAGCACUGACUAUAGCUUUAUUGCAGGCUGUAUAAAAUCACGUUAUCUCUGUUUUGGUUUUGGUUUUUUGUUUGUGUUUUGGGGUUUUUUUUAGCUCUGCUUUGUUUCUUUUUUUCAAAUUUUGAGGCCUUCUUACAGGCAAGACCUCUGAUCUCAAGCUGUUUGACCAUGCAGGUCUGGGGAAGUGAGCACUGCUAGACGAGGUGUGUGUUUAUCCUUCUUUUCCUUGCUCCAGUUCAAGCAAAAUUACAGUGACUCAGGUCUGGAAAUAAAAUGCGACAUCAGUGCCUCUGAAACAGAAGCAAAGUUUCAGGUGGCAAGCAGCAGUUCAAGUUUCCUGACCCUAUAGUGGCAGCAAUGGCUCUAGGGAAAAGUGACUGUAGCAGCUGUAGACAUGUACUUUAACAUCUCUGUUCGUUGUUCUGGUAAUUUCCCAUCUACCCCAGACUGGUUUGUUUCAGAUGCUUGCAAUGUGGUUUGACAGAUGUACUAGACUCAUUAGCAUUCAUCCAGGUGUCUCUUGUGACAGUGUGCUCGCAACUGUUGUACUGUGCAUUUCAACCAAUGAUCUAUGUAGAAUAUUUCUGCUGUACUGACUGGACCUAGCAGUCAAUAAUUCUAAACGUGUGAAAUUUUCUUAAGAAAAAAAAUGUCAGACCCUCUGA